This is a messenger RNA of Camellia sinensis, 1100 nucleotides long. RefSeq names its product peptide methionine sulfoxide reductase A1. Gene Ontology annotation, molecular function: peptide-methionine (S)-S-oxide reductase activity. Gene Ontology annotation, cellular component: cytoplasm. Lineage: Eukaryota; Viridiplantae; Streptophyta; Magnoliopsida; Ericales; Theaceae. Gene Ontology annotation, biological process: cellular response to oxidative stress. The record is from RefSeq and is a predicted model, not a curated record.
CACAACUCCUUUCGGUACUUCCCCAGAUAACUAAAACGAACACGUCACUACCCACGAAUCACAAUGCUCCGCCUCCUGCCAACCACCACCGCCGCCACCACCUCCUCUCUCCCUCUCCUCCUCAUGUCCUCCUCCUCUUCCUCUCUCUCCUCAUUUUCUCUCUCUAAAAAAUUCCUCAGCAACCCCCUUUCCUUCCCUCGAACCACCAGACCCAUCUCUCCCUACUCUCCCCCAAAAAUGAACUUGUUGGGUAAGCUCGGAUUCGGUACUCGCUCCCCCACCGAACCCUCCAGUGACCCGUCCUUGUCCUCCAUCGCUCAGGGUCCCGACGACGACGUUCCGGCGCCAGGACAACAGUUCGCGCAGUUCGGAGCUGGGUGUUUCUGGGGAGUCGAAUUGGCCUUCCAGAGAGUUACUGGAGUGACGAAGACAGAGGUUGGGUACAGUCAGGGCUGUCUUCACAACCCUAGCUACAAUGAUGUCUGUUCUGGGACGACGAACCACUCGGAGGUCGUUAGGGUUCAGUAUGAUCCCAAGGAGUGUAGUUACGAGUCCUUGCUUGAUGUUUUUUGGGCCAAACACGACCCUACUGCGCUUAAUCGUCAGGGAAAUGAUGUUGGAACACAAUACAGAUCUGGAAUUUACUUCUACACACCUGAGCAGGAGAAGGCGGCAUUGGAAUCGAAGGAGCGUCAUCAGAACGUUUUGAACCGGAAAAUUGUUUCUGAGAUUCUGCCUGCGAAGAAGUUCUACCGAGCUGAGGAGUACCACCAGCAGUACCUUGCAAAGGGUGGUCGGUUUGGUUUAAAGCAAUCUACUGACAAAGGCUGCAAUGAUCCAAUUCGAUGCUACGGCUAAAUAAUUAUGUGUUAUUUCGAGGGUUGAUCUCUAUUUGGCUUCCUAGUCCUUGUUUUCGGAUAUGGUUGUUAAUAAUAGGUCUCUGUUUGGAAACCACUUAUGUAUCUUAUGCUCUUAAUUUAUAGGCUUUGCUUUCUAGAUAUACAGCUGAAGUGUGCAAUGCAACUUCUCUAAUAUAGACUUGUUAUUGAUUGCAAUAGGGGAUCUGCUUCAAUUUUGUGCUUGCAGUUUCAGUUCAGUUA